This is a messenger RNA of Emys orbicularis (European pond turtle), 975 nucleotides long. RefSeq names its product zinc finger protein 436-like. The transcript is spliced from 5 exons. Bases 1 to 975 code for a protein of 324 amino acids. The record is from RefSeq and is a predicted model, not a curated record. Gene Ontology annotation, biological process: regulation of DNA-templated transcription. Lineage: Eukaryota; Metazoa; Chordata; Testudines; Emydidae.
AUGGUGACAGAGGGUCAGGUGUACAGGCUAAAUAUGUCGGUGACGUUUGAGGAUGUGGCCAUGUAUUUCUCCCCAGCGGAGUGGGCGCUGCUGGGCGAGGAGCAAAGGCAACUUUACAGACACGUCAUGUGGGAAAAUUACCAGACUCUGGUCUCAUUAGGAAUCCAAAUCUCCAAGCCAGUGGUGAUCUCCAGCAUAGAGCGAGGGGAAGAGCUGUGGGCCCAGGGUCCCACAGAAGAUGAAGAUGAGGACAUCCUGAGAGGGUUUCCAGAUGCAGAAGAGACCUGGGACUGGCCAGCAAUUGAAAGCUCCUUGGGCUUCUUCCUCACACAAAGCUCUUCCCCUGGAGCAGAACAUCUCAUUAGACAUCAGAGGAUCCACACUGGGGAGCAGCCGUAUUCCUGUGCUGAGUGUGGGAAAAAAUUCAGUCUCCUUCAAAGUCUCAGGAGACACCAGGAAACCCAUAGUACAGGGAGACUCCAUCGCUGUGCUGAGUGUGGGAAAAUAUUCCGUCAUCCAGAAAAUCUCUCUAGACACCAGAGAGUCCACACUGGGAAACUCCAUCGCUGCACUGACUGUGGAAAAGGCUUUGUCUAUAUACAUCAUCUCAAGAGCCACCAGAGAAUCCACACUGGAGAGAAACCCUAUUGCUGCACUGAGUGCGGGAAAAGUUUCACCCAAUUGUCAGGCCUCACCAACCACCUGAGAAUCCAUUCAGGAGAGCGACCCUAUCCCUGCACACAGUGUGGGAAGUGCUUUGCUCACUCAUCAUCUCUCACUGAACAUCUGAAAAUCCAUUCAGGAGAACGACCAUAUUCCUGCAUUCAGUGUGGGAAGCACUUUGCUCGCUCAUCAUCUCUUACUCAGCAUCAGAGAACCCACCCAGGAGAGCGACCAUAUUCCUGCGCUCAGUGUGGGAAGUGCUUUGCUCGCUCAUCAUAUCUUACUAAACACCAGAGCACCCACUCAGUAUAG